This is a messenger RNA of Cuscuta epithymum, 1015 nucleotides long. Lineage: Eukaryota; Viridiplantae; Streptophyta; Magnoliopsida; Solanales; Convolvulaceae. The record is from the annotation of a GenBank genome assembly.
CCAUAAAUCCUUAUUAAACAUUUUCCCUACCUUUCAACCUUUCCAUCCAUCCCUUUGCUCUCUAAAUAAAUGGAUAGCAAACCAUGCAUCUCCCAAGAUGUUGAAAUUAGGAAGGGGCCUUGGACUAUGGAAGAAGACUUGAUUCUCAUAAAUUAUAUUUCUAGUCAUGGUGAAGGUGUUUGGAACUCUCUAGCUCGAUCUGCUGGUCUGAAACGAACGGGGAAGAGUUGUCGGCUCCGGUGGCUGAACUACCUCCGACCAGACGUCCGGCGGGGAAAUAUAACGCCGGAAGAACAACUUUUGAUUAUGGAACUGCAUGCAAAGUGGGGAAAUAGGUGGGCGCAAAGUCAAAUUUUAAGGUGGUCGAAAAUAGCGAAACACUUGCCGGGAAGAACAGAUAAUGAGAUAAAGAAUUUCUGGAGGACUAGGAUCCAGAAGCACAUGAAGCACCAGCAGGACGGCGCCGCCGAAGAAGACCAGUGUAUGAUGAUGACGGAAGCCGGAGCGCCGCACCAACCGCCGCCGCAGCAAAGCUUCUCCUGCUACGACCACCAGCUGCGGCCGCAGAACAACAAUGACGAUACUGCAUGUACAAGCCAAGCUUCUGCGGGUACCAGCAGCUGCUGCAUGGAGUACUCCCCGAUGUCCUACACCGCCGCCGCCGCCAGCUGCUGUAGCAGCAUGGAUGCCGCCGCCGCCACUGCCUUCCAGCACGGAACAUUCCCCACCGAAUCCAACGACAACAUGUGGAGCAUGGAAGACCUGUGGAACAUGCAGCUCCUUAAUGGAGAUUAGUUAAUUAAUUUACUUCAUUCGGAUUAUAAUAUUAAUUGCAUGAAGCAUGGACAUUGAUCAUAAAGUCAUAAACCCUAGCUUAGCUUAGCUUACCUUAGCUUAGCUUAGCUAGCUAGCAUAUAUAAUCCGCCGUCCUAUGUACGUACGCAGCUAGUGGAGAAUCAGAAAAAGGACUCUGUCGAAACUUAACCUAAUACGGAAUAAAAAGGAUGGAUCGUUU